GAGAACGACGAGAGUGCGAGUGAGUGUGAAAAACGGAAAAACUCCAACCCUCACAGUGUGUACCACCCCCUGGCUCCCGGGGAUCGUGGCUCAUUCAGAAAAGGAAAAGUGAUACGAACGGGGCGACCGGCUUGUGUUACCCCACGUGAGUGUGUGUGCGACCUCAAGUCACCGUGACGUCACGUGAGGCCAUCGUGUCCGUCGGCUGACGCUUCUUCGCCAUGGCCACGGCAACGGGACAUCGGAUGGAAUCGAGCAGCGGGAUGGGUCCCCGUAAGACCAUGAUCAUCAUGGUGACGGUCGUCGGGUGCGUCGCCAUACUUUGGCCCAAGGUUUUCUAUCCCAUGAUGGUCGGCAACGGGCAGAACAAAAAUGUCAUCAAGGAUCAUCGAGGAGCCGGUUGUUGCGGUGUCGUCCUAGACCAGGAAACGUUCGCCAAUGCAUCGAUCAGCUAUGUCAGCAGUCAGCAACAGCAUCAGCAGCAACAACAGCAUCAGCAGGAGCAGCAGUAUUUGUUCCGCAAGCGGAACUUUGCCCCAUUCGUCGAGAUUGACAGUAUACGACAGGAACGGCCACCUCAUUUGCGGCCGGAAGCGAUGCAUCCUGCGAUGCGCGAACGUGGUCGAGCUAUCCCGCAUGCCGGCUCCAUUCACGGUGGAGAACGUCCUCAAUCGGCACCCAGAAUUGUGGAAGGCAGACCCGGUCCCAUACCUGGUAUGCGCCCACCUAUGGGAGCUGGAUCACAUCAAGCAACAAAAUCCGCCAACUCAAUGGGUUUCAUAAUGCCGCUCUAUACCAUCGGUAUAGUUUCAUUCUUCAUCUACACCAUCAUGAAAUUGAUCUUUAAGAAGUCACCGGCCACACCGUACUCGGAGGUUAAGCCCGAUCCGACAUUCCGCAGCGAGGUAUUCACCACGGAGCAGUACAUUAAGCGACCGAACGACGGUACGAAGACGAAGCUUGACCAAUCGCUCGCCACGGCGGCCACAAAUGGUGAGUUGGGUGUGCAGGUUGCUGUUUCAUCUGCCCGAAAUGAUGUAGCGUUCGUCGAGCCCGCUUCGGUACAGUCCGAGCUAACGAUCGAUUAUGAGCAGUUAUCAAAGCAGAAAGAAGCCGCCAAAGCCACUGAGAAUGCGUCCGAUCCUAAACCCUCCGAGUUUGAGCAAGUCGAAGAAAUGAAGAAUAAAACAAUCGAACCACCGGUACCAGUGGAACGUGCAGAAGAAUUCUCUUACGAUGAGCAGCCAGCUCACGAUCCUACUACCGAGAAGGUAGUCGAUGGAAUCGUUGUGCAAAAGGUUGUCUCGUUCGAGGAAUCAGAUGCCGUAUCCUCUUCAUCCAACGGUAAUGAACUUAGCAGUUCUUCGUCCAACGUUGUUGUAGCAUCUGCGGUUGACCAAGUUGAUAGUGUGCUAAAACAAAAUGAGAAUCACGUCGAGGUGCCGUCUUCGGACGAGGUUCUAGAAAAAUUAGUGGUCGAGGAAGUAAUCCAGGAGCAACGAGCGGUGACGCAAACUGCCACCUCGCCUUCCAGCGUAAAAGAAACCGACAAACUGCUUGAGGAAUUCGUGCCCGAAGUAACUAAUUCCGAAACAGAAAACAAGCAAAUCGAACAAGCUCUCCUGCACCAGUUGGAACAAAGCGAAACGAAACAAGAUUUGCAAGACGAUAUAAAACCGCAAGGUCAUGUUGAAGAACGCUUGGAAACUUUAGUUUUCAAAGAAGACGCUAAUGCUGAGCAGCAACCUUUGCAGCCAGUGAUGGAAAUGACUGAAAUUUGUAAGGCUCCAGUUGAAGAAUCUUUUGCUAGCAAAGAAGACGCAGAAACUGAGCAGCAACAACAAGUACAGCAAGUGAGGGAAAUGAAUGAAAUUUCUGAGGCUCCAGUAGAAGAAUCUUUAGUUGACAAAGAGGACGCUAAAUCUGAGCAGUUAGUGAUGGAAACGGAUGCAAUUGCUGAUGUUCCAGUGGAAGAAUGUAUCAAUGCUGUCGAUAAGGAACCUCAAGUAGCCGUUGAAAGCGAUACAAUUUCAUACAAUGCACCAAACUCUGAUCGAAUGGAGAUAGUUGUGGAUGCUAAUAAAGCACUUGAAGAAGAAACUGAAUCCAAUAAUGCUGCUUUAUCUGGGUUGAGUUUCGAAUCAAACAAAACUGCUGAUGAGGAAGUAGAAUCUCAAGAAAUUUCUUCUACUGAUAAAGACGAGACUCCAAUAGUAUCGGAAGAUGUUGCUUCAAGCCAAGUAGGCGAAUCUGAAAGUUUAGUCGAGUUGACCGACAUAAUUUCGGUUGUGGAGAAAACCGACAAUGAUACUAGCGAAACCGAACCUCAGGUUUACUCUCCACUCGAUCAAGCUGAGGAUCCGCAUGUAAACAAAUUGGACGCCGUUAUGUCUGCUUUAGUGCAUGAAACUGUGGAGGGUAUUACGCUGACCGCAGAGCAACUGGUGCAAGAAGUUCUCGAACAAGCUGAAGAACAUGCAAAUCAACAGCAGCAAACUCCCGAGCUGCCGUGUUACGAUGCUGCUACUCAAAAGCUUAUCGACGGUGUUGUUGUGAAUCGGUUCGCCGAAGUAGAACCUAUGCAAGAGGAGACAACCGAAUCAUGCUCUGCCCAGGAUGACUUUGUUAACCAACCAGUCGAUGACGUGGAGCUUGGUGCAGCAGGGCAAGUUGUAGCGGAAGAAGAAUGCGCUGAUGUAGACUCCGUCAGUGAAGAUACUUCGCUGAGUGUAGCGUCGGUGAUUGAACAGCAACCUACGGCUAAGGAGUCAGCGGUGACCAAGGAACCCUCUGCAUUACCUGAUUCGGCGGUGGAGAUCGAACCAGAAGCUAUGAUCGAUAGUACCUCAAGUGAAGUGUUGUUCACCGAAGAUCCUGAUCAGUUGACGGAGGAUUCGAGUGCCGUAUUGCAAGAGGAAGACAGCUCUAAUGAGGCGGGAAACAGGUCUGGUGUAGCUGUAGCUAACGGCGACGAAACGGUGGAAUUGUUGGAAAAACAGCUCCCUGAAACAAAGAUACCAGAUCCUGAAUCCGUUACGGUGCCAGAGGCGUUGAUUACAACCGAAGUGAUGAUCGCUAGCACUUCCAGUGAGCCAGUGUUUGUGGAAGUUAGUGAUCAGCCAACGGUGGAAACUGAGACAAGCUUAGAAGCAGCGUGUGCUGAGAGCGAAGAAUUGGAAAUGCAAGCUACUGCCGCCGUAAACGACAAGGAUAACAAGAGUGUCUCGAUCGAAGAAGUGCACGAUGACACAGUUGUUGUCGAUGAGGUCGAAGGCAAGGUAAUUGAGGAACAUAUCAUACCAAUAAACGUCGAGAAAGUUAGUCCUUCCGAAACGAUCACAGAGAUAUCCGGUGACGAGGAGGCCCCGAAACUCAUCAACAGUGUGCCUGGUUCCCUUGUCACCGUUACCUCUGUAAUGGACAUGAUCGAUGAAAAGCCUGAAUCUGCCGAGCUAGACUCGGAAAAGCCGCGCGAGCGGGAAAAGCAUUUUGAAAUUUCGCCCGAAACGCUGGAGCACGUUACCAAAGAAGCUUUAGUCGAACGCACGCUAAAUGAGGCCGCUGCUGUAGUGAACGAAAUCGAAUCGAUCGUGGAUCAUAUCAUUACCGAAAAGCUCAUUCAUAGUGGCGUAUCCGAGGUGCACGCUUUGGGCUCUGCAGAAUUUCCAGCGACUGAUUUGCAACUGUCCGCUCCACAAGAACCCCCUCGAUUGGCCGCUUCCGCUGCGCUGAUAGUCGAGGCGAUCGAGUCCAAGUCAUCUGGUGUGGUUCAUAGCAUGGUUCAUGGUAGUCAAGAUAGCAUCCCGAAUACUGAGGUCCCUCACGCUACUAACGGGCUUAACACUAACUUGGACGAAACGAUUGGCGAUACUAAUCCUCCCGCUAGUGAGACUCUGGCAAUCGACCCACCAUCGCUCUCAUCCGCAUUGGCACCAUCACCUGAAGCAUUUCCUGUCCCCGGUACGAUGCUGAGCCCACCCGUACUUCCCGUACUUUCGAGCACAUCCGCAGUUGCCAGUGUCAAUGAGACACACGGUAUCACUCUUGUCGCAGAUGUGCAGCACCAGGGUGCACCGGAACAGCAGCAGCUGAGCAUCAACGCAGCCGAUGACAGACUGCAGACAGCGGCAACCCCAACAAUUGGCCAAGUACCGACCAGUGUCAGCAACGUUACUAAUCCCAAAUUUCUCACCUUGAAUCUAGCUAACUAUAGCACUAGCGAUAGUAGUGGUAACAAUAGCAAAAGCUCGACCUUCUCGAUAGCUAAUCUCUCGCAGUCGGGCGCUUCGGUGGUUGGCGGUGACAGUACCGACCAGCUGUUGGAGCUCGAACUGUUGCGUAAGAAAUUGGACGAAACGGAACGCGCUAUGACUAAAAUAAUUGCCAAUAUGGGCAGCAUCCCAAAGGGCCAGGAAUCAAACGUAAGCACGGAUGAACCUGACGCAGCAACGAAGGAGGUAAUCGCUGAAGUUGCUGCUGUUGGAGAAGAAAGCGCAAAAAUAUCAAACGGACACGCAACUCAACCGGCCGAGAAUGCUGCCGACGACACGAAGCCAUUGGAGAAGGAUAACGCGACGGAGGAAAGUUCCAGCGCCAACAGUACGCCCGAGAAGAAGUCGAAAAAACGAGAUACCAGCACCGAACGGGGUACCGUGAAGGUUAUGGCGAUGGAAGUGACGGCCCAGCGUGAAAAUGGCAAACGGCUCAGUCGACCAACGACACCACUGCUACCGAUGACAGGACACCACGAGACGGCAAACGCACCGACAGAGGAACAUGAAACUCGAUCGAUCGUCCUUGAUGGACGAUUACCGCAUGACUCGAAGAUCCUGGUUUCGGACGCAGAAACUGCCGUGGAGAAGUUGGAACCGGAAAAUUCCGAGGAAGAGGACGACGCUCCGGUGAUACUAAGUGGCAAAAUGACGCUGUCAUUGAUCAAUAUGGACUUUAUCGAAAAAGAUGCAACUGGAACCGUCGCAGUGGGAGAAAUCGUCACAGAGCUUCACAAACCGCAAGAUGAGCUCACAACAGCGCCGUCAAAGAGCAACGAAUAAGCUAAUCCAACGGAGGCCGGGUUGGGCGCAAAUCUUGGCGUAUUGUUUCGUUCGAGAAACUUCAAACGUGUAACGUUUAAUGCAUAAGUAUAUUUUUCUAUUGCCGAACGUCCAUUAAAUAUUGACAGAAAGAGUAAGCGUUAAAACGAACAUGCAACAAAGAAACGUUAAACGAAACUAAACACAAAACACAUGAGCUCAAGUCAAUACACAUGCAAUUCUAGUAGCGCACCCUUUAAACAUGUUUUAGACAUUAGCAUAAUUUGCUCACCCUUUUAGGAUUCUUGGCCAACGUAGCGUUGUGCGAAACUGAUACGUUAGAUGCCAAAUUUAAAGAAACGAAAACGAAAAACAUGCUCAAUCUCGCAAAAAGAAACUGUGGCAAACAUACAUAUAAAUACGUACAUUGUCAGUGAGCAGUGAGUAUACCUAGCAGUUGUUUAGCUAUUGUUAAGGAACCGUGAUGAUUUGGGCGCCUUUUCAAGGGCAAUCCCGUUUCAGAGAGAUUUUGCCGUUGCGUGAAACCGCGAACCGUACGUUUAUGUUUGUUUUCUUGCUUAGGUAAUUUACCGAAACCUGUAUCGGAAUGAUAUUUUUCUAAUCGACCAGCUCUAUCGAGUGUUAUACAUAUUUAUUGUCCGUUUAGUUUAGUACAUUCACUCACCAUCAUUAUCAUCAAUCAGGAUCGCAAAGCGUAGACAAAUAUAGUAUGUAGCUUAACAGUAGUACAUAGCCAAUCUAGCCUGAGCAUAUUAUCUCAUUCUAUUACGUUCGCUUCGACACUUUAUUAGUUACAAACGAGCUCCGCCUCUGUACUGCAAGGAAUGUUUACAGCAUCGUUCAUAGGCGACUAUAUUAAAGUGAAUGUAUGAAUUUAUUACGAAGAUGAACAGAAUAAACUAGUUUAUUACA
This is a messenger RNA of Anopheles nili, 5966 nucleotides long. It is a transcript of the gene RIC-3, whose product is annotated as titin. The record is from RefSeq and is a predicted model, not a curated record. Gene Ontology annotation, cellular component: intracellular membrane-bounded organelle; neuron projection; neuronal cell body. The coding region runs from base 222 to 5054 and encodes 1610 amino acids. Gene Ontology annotation, biological process: protein localization to cell surface; synaptic transmission, cholinergic. Lineage: Eukaryota; Metazoa; Arthropoda; Insecta; Diptera; Culicidae. The transcript is spliced from 11 exons.